GUUGCAUCGGUAACAACAGCAGCACACUGACUGAAGACAGCAGCGUCUCGCGACUCCGAGCGGAGGAAUAUCAACAGCGCGUGUUGUGCGUUUGUUUUUAGCGCUUUUUUAAACCACCGAGUCGUAAACAAGCCAAACUUUAGCGUCCGCGAAGGAGAUACAUUCACUUCUUUUGAUUCUCUCAUAUUUGGAUUCAGUUCUCUCAGACAAACGGACAUCAACUGAAAGUUUCCCCUCAGUGAUGAGACCUGGUAUGGCCAUUGCUCAUAGCGCAGCAGGAGUACUCUGAAACCAAGGCAAAAGCGGUAUUAAGUCAUGAUGCAGGAGUCGGCCAAUGAGACAAUAAGCAACAGUUCAAUGAGUCAAAAUGGAAUGAGCAGCCUAAGCAGCCAAUUAGAUGCUGGCAGUAGAGAUGGAAGAUCAAGUGGGGAGACGAGCAGUGAAGUAAGCGCAGUCGAGCUGCUGCAUCUGCAACAACAGCAGGCCCUACGAGCAGCAAGGCAAUUACUCCUACAUCAACCAGGCAGUGGCCUGAAAUCUCCAAAGAACAACGACAAACAGCGUCUGUUGCAGGUGCCAGUGUCUGUGGCAAUGAUGAGUCCACAGGUGAUCACACCCCAACAGAUGCAGCAGAUCCUUCAACAGCAGGUCCUGUCCCCCCAACAGCUCCAAGCCCUCCUACAACAACAACAAGCAGUCAUGCUUCAGCAGCAGCACCUGCAAGAGUUUUAUAAGAAACAACAGGAACAACUCCAUCUACAGCUUUUGCAGCAACAGCAUCCAGUAAAACAAGUGAAAGAGCAACAGCAGCAGCAGCAGUUGGCGGCACAGCAGCUGGUCUUUCAACAGCAGCUCUUGCAAAUGCAGCAACUGCAGCAGCAGCAGCACCUGCUCAACAUGCAGAGGCAGGGCCUCCUCUCUCUGCCCCCCGGCCCAGGACAGCCCACCCUCCCCGGACAGACUCUGCCGCCAGCUGGUCUGAGCCCCGCCGAACUCCAGCAACUUUGGAAAGACGUCACUGGUAGCCACGCCAUGGAGGACAAUGGGCUAAAACAUAGCGGCCUGGACCUGAGCACCACCAACAACUCAUCCACUACCUCCACCAGCAACCCCAAAGCUUCUCCGCCCAUCACCCAUCACGGCAUUUCCAACGGCCAGUCCCCGGUCCUCAACCACCGGAGAGAGAGUUCGCUGCAUGAAGAGACCGCAGCAGCGCACUCCCUCUAUGGUCACGGAGUGUGCAAGUGGCCAGGAUGUGAAAGUGUUUGUGACGACUUCGGACAGUUUUUGAAGCACCUUAACAGUGAACACGCUCUGGACGACAGGAGUACCGCCCAGUGCCGAGUACAGAUGCAGGUGGUACAACAGCUAGAGAUACAGCUUUCUAAAGAGCGUGAGCGUCUUCAGGCGAUGAUGGCACACUUGCACAUGAGGCCCUCAGAGCCCAAACCAUCACCAAAACCGCUGAAUCUCGUCUCCAGCGUCACCAUGUCAAAGAAUCUCCCAUCUGUCUCACCCCCCACCUUACCUCAGACGCCCACCACGCCUACCGCUCCAGUCACGCCCCUUUCCCAGAUGCCCCAGGUGCCCAACGUUCUCAGUCCCGCCAACGUGCCCUGCAUGGGCGCCAUGCGCAGACACCACACCGACAAAUACUCCAUGCCCUUGUCCUCAGGUUUAGUGCCUCGAUGCAUUCCUGUUUGCAACGCGCCGCUUAAUGGCAUCUCAUCGCAGGGUAUCAUGGAGUCAGGUGACAUGCAGCUAACGCUCAACGAAAUCUACAGCUGGUUCACGCGCACCUUCGCCUACUUCAGACGCAACGCCGCCACCUGGAAGAACGCAGUGCGACACAACCUCAGCCUGCACAAGUGUUUUGUCCGGGUGGAGAACGUGAAGGGCGCAGUGUGGACCGUGGAUGAAAUGGAAUAUCAGAAACGCAGAUCUCAGAAGAUAACAGGGAGCCCGACGCUGGUCAAGAACCUGCCAUCCAGUCUGGGUUAUGGGGCGGCUCUCAACGCCAGCUUACAGGCUGCGUUGGCGGAGACCUCUUUGCCGUUGCUGGGUAAUCCAUGCUUGAUGAAUAGCGCGUCAGGAAUGAUGGGGGCGAGUCAUCCAGGACUGAUGAGCGGCAGCCCGACCGGCCUAUUACACGUCACCACGCAUGAAGAUCUCAACGGCACACUAGAUCACCUGGACACUAACGGACACAGCAGUCCCGGAUACUCCCCACACACCCAACUGCCUCCAAUUCACGUCAAGGAGGAGCCACUAAACAUGGAUGACGAGGACUGUCCGAUGUCAUUGGUGACCACAGCCAAUCACAGUCCUGAGCUGGAUGAGGACCGGGAGCUUGAGGAAGGCAACCUAUCGGAGGACCUGGAAUGACUAUUUUGCCCCACCCCUCCGCCGGGUCUCUGCCCCUUUCAGGCCUCACCCCUCAACUAAUCCACAACCACCGCAAACGCAGAAAGACUGGACGCAGCAGGCAGGAGUAUUUAUUUAGCAUGCAUCUGGAGACUGGCCCGAAGAAAAUCUAUAGCGCAGAUCUUUAGGGACCACAGAUGGACAGACAUGAGACGUCUGCUUUUUAAAAACAAACAUAAAAGGAAGAACAAAAGGACAAGAUUUCGUUCGAAUCAGCUCGGCCACCUCACACAACGAACACAAGGCUCACGGACCGAAAAAAGACAGAAGUGAAACGGGAGCAAGCCAGCGGCCACAUAUACUGCCAAAAAAAGUUUUACGUUUGUGAAUAUCCAAGCCACAGUAGUCAUCGGUGUUAGAUUGCAAUUGCUGGUUCAAUUCAAGUUGUUGCUCUGUUAUUUUUUGCACAUGAGUAGUAUCAAAAAUUAGUGUCACUGUCUGUAUGUCGACAAUUUUAAAAAGG
Messenger RNA from Sinocyclocheilus rhinocerous, 2887 nucleotides. It is a transcript of the gene foxp2, whose product is annotated as forkhead box P2. The record is from RefSeq and is a predicted model, not a curated record. The transcript is spliced from 18 exons. Lineage: Eukaryota; Metazoa; Chordata; Actinopteri; Cypriniformes; Cyprinidae. Gene Ontology annotation, biological process: regulation of transcription by RNA polymerase II. Bases 316 to 2385 code for a protein of 689 amino acids. Gene Ontology annotation, molecular function: DNA-binding transcription repressor activity, RNA polymerase II-specific; RNA polymerase II cis-regulatory region sequence-specific DNA binding. Gene Ontology annotation, cellular component: nucleus.